CGCCACAGGUAAAAUUAUCUUUGUUUUGUCUUCAUGGCAAGGUAAUUUUAUAUAUGGAACACGUGCUCUGAACGAAAAAUUCUGUAAGCAAAAAAUCUUAAGGAAGCAAAACUUCAGGAUUAUUACUAUUUUAUUGGAUUAUUUAAGAGAAAUCACCAUGCAAAUGAGGAUUUUCUUUGUGACAUGAUGUUAAGGUUCGUCUAUUUCAUUAUAGUUUGUGUCGUCAUAUUUUUUAUGCUAUUUUUGUCGAUAAAGUACACCGACAGAAAGAAACGAAUUUACACCAGAAGGAUUAUAAAUCCCAACAAGUUGGGCCUUGAGGACAUUGACUACAAAUUAACUUCUAAUGACCACAACUUUUCCUACUUGAUCUCCGAAUCCGAGGCUUGUGAAGAAGAACAUAUUUUCUUGCUUGUCAUCGUCUGUGUUUCCUCGGGAAAUUCGGAACAGAGGCAGACGAUAAGGGAAACGUGGGGAUCAGUGGCGGAAUAUGACCCCUCUAUAAAACUCAUGUUUCUGUUGGGAAAUCCACAAAAUAUAACCAUUCAAACUCAAGUUGUUGUAGAAAGUGCUAAAUACCAUGAUGUCAUUCAGGAAGACUUCAUCGACUCCUACAGGAAUCUCUCCAUUAAGUCCGUUGCUCUUUUGAAAUGGGUCCACCAGUUCUGCAAUGAUGCCGAGUAUGUUCUUAAAACAGACGAUGAUAUGUUUAUCCAUAUUAGAAAUUUAAUAACGAUCUUAAAGAAGAAAAAUCCUAUAAAUGCUGUCAUAGGAAGGCGUAUAAAUGGAGCUACGCCUCUGAGGGACGAAAAUAGUAAAUGGUAUACUUCUGUGAAUGAGUAUUCAAAACGUUACUAUCCUCCUUACUGCAGUGGAACUGCAUACGUGCUGUCAGGGGAUGCUAUUGAACCUCUUUUCAACAUUACACAAAAAGUAGCUUUAUUUUGGCUGGAGGACAUAUACAUUACUGGAAUCUGUCGAACUAUUGCAAAGGUGGAUAUCCUUGAUUUCCGAGAAUUUACUUACCUUAAACGUGAUCCUACAGCGUGUUCCUACAAAUCUGCCGUAUCUGGUCAUAGGUACUCAGUGUCCGAAAUAAGACAGAUAUGGACAGAAAUUCAAAACAAUGUACCGUGUCCAAGCUAGAGUAUUAUUGAGAAGGGGACAAUGUAAUGUUUCUCACAUUUUUUUGGUUAUCAUUAGUACUAUGAUCAUUAAUACUGCAGCAAUCAAAUUUUAAAUUUGUUUUUACUAUUCAUAAUGAAAGAUUAUUACAUGUUCUUAUCAUGGAAGAAAAAUGGUCUUUCACACUUCUUAUACAAAAAUGUUUGAUAACAUGAAGUUUCUCUGCAUAUUUUUGUCACGUAUUGUAACAAUGAUUAAUUGCUUUUUUUAUGUUUUUAUUU
Saccostrea cuccullata (small rock oyster) is the source of this 1406-nucleotide messenger RNA. RefSeq names its product beta-1,3-galactosyltransferase 1-like. The transcript has a single exon. The record is from RefSeq and is a predicted model, not a curated record. Lineage: Eukaryota; Metazoa; Mollusca; Bivalvia; Ostreida; Ostreidae. Gene Ontology annotation, cellular component: Golgi membrane. The coding region runs from base 184 to 1146 and encodes 320 amino acids. Gene Ontology annotation, molecular function: hexosyltransferase activity.